Molecule: messenger RNA, 5515 nt
Organism: Asterias rubens (European starfish)
Lineage: Eukaryota; Metazoa; Echinodermata; Asteroidea; Forcipulatida; Asteriidae
Product: cilia- and flagella-associated protein 221-like
Exons: 21
Coding region: 345-3047 (900 amino acids)
Biological process (GO): cilium assembly; cilium movement
Cellular component (GO): cilium
Source: RefSeq, a predicted model, not a curated record
UAGACAAGUACCGGGUACCAGUGGAUUUGUAAAUGUCACGUCAAAAACGAAGGAUGAGUCUCUCUUCUUGAGAUAAACAUCUCAACAUCGUAAAAUAAUCAAUCGUUUGGACGAAAGAGUUGACACAUUUUUACCAGGUUAACGUCCCAUUUCCAUGUAAGAGCGUCUCUCCGACGAACCAUGCGUGUAUCUGUCUGUUGCAUUAGCGCAGGAUUUUUGUAACCAACUGCAUUAAGGUGAAUAAAACAACAACACUUGUUUACCAAGGAAGAAGAGUGGGAACUUCGUGACUAUUCAUUGACCUGUGAUUUUGAUAACGCUGAAGAAGUCAGAAAGAUGCAACCAUGGCAUUGGCUAUACCCUUAAGCCAAGCUAACCCAUCAAAUAUCGUGAGGGACAACCACCUGCCAGGGCGGCGUACAAACGGCAUAGUGAUACCAGAGAUGGACACCCUGGUCGCCCCGCAGAAAACCAGGCAUGUGCCGAAUCAUCUUUUGGACACACAAAUGUUCCACAAGGUUUCGCACAAUUCGGUUGUGCAAGCUGAACCCUCUGCCGUUCACUUCACAGGAUUUGAGCCUGGCAAAGUACACAAACAAAUACUGCAUCUGAUCAACAUUUCAUCAGAGUGUCAGAACAUGCACAUAAUCCCCCCUGCGACGCGCUUCUUCAAAGCUUGGUACACCAAGCGGGAUCGCCUUGUCCCCGGCAUGGCCAUCGAUGUCGAAGUGGAGUUCAAACCAGACGAGUGGAGAUACUACUAUGAUUGCAUCCGGAUUCAUUGCAAGGAUGAAGACAACUUGUUAGUGCCUAUCCAUGCAUACCCGACGGUGAGCACGGCCGAGUUCCCUGACGUCAUCAAGUUUCCUCCAGUUCCAAUCUCAGGAAGUCGAUCGAGAGUCAUCCCUCUUCGGUGCUCUGCUCCUGUGGACUUUGAGUUUCAGCUGUCCUGCCUCCAGCCUCAUCCAGCGUUUAUUGUCGAGCCGAUGAGCGGCAUUGUCCCGGCCAACGGGGAGGUGAACAUAACGGUCACGUUUUCCCCGACGGAGUUCUGCACGGCGCUGAUGAAACUGCAGUUGACGACGUCGCAGUUUAACUCAACACCCCUUGUGUGUCUGGUGUCUGGGUCUUCUGCACCGGGACUUGCCGAAGCUGAACUGGAUGGCCGUUGCAAUGGUCACUCCUCCCGGCCGGACGAUUCCAUGCUUGACCCUCACUCCAUAUCGCCAGUCGCCAUGGCCCGGCGGAAGAAGCGCACCAAGAGUCGAAACCGAACAAGUUCCCGGGAUGCCAUGACCACCGCAAAGGAGAUCGAGAGAGACGGUGUGAGAUUCCCGGCCAAUCUGGACAUGCAGCACUCGGUCAACACUGUCUUAAUGCAGCAAGCUGGUAAACUCAGGGCCAAGGAGCUAAGAGAAGCUGUUUUGGCGAAGCAAGAUGCAGUUCCUAACACGAGGCAGUUAAAGGAGGCACUGUUUGAUCACAUGGUGAAACAAGUCGUCUUAGCCGAGAGGAGGAACCAACUGAGAUGGCAAGUUUGUCUCGGCAGAGAGCAAAUGUCAGCAUCCUCAAGGGAAGUUAUCUUGCAGACUAGAAAAGAGUCCGUCAAGGAAUAUCAUUUUCAGAGAGGAGAUCCCCUGCCGGACAUCGAGGCCAACCGCUCAUGUACGACCUGUACCCAUCGGCGCACCCACCGCAGUGUGUCGUCCAUUCCACCUACAGCAGCGUCCUUCGAUGUGUAUACCAACGACCCCUGGUCCAUGAAGCACCGGGCGCUGGGGCGGUUCCAACAGGCUGCGUUCAGGGUGAUCGUCCGGUUGAGGGUCGAGAGGAAAAGAGACAUGAUCAGGAAGUUGAUCGCCGAUUACAGGAGCGGACGCGCAGGCAGAGAACAGACAGCAACUUACGGUGAAGGCCAAGACACUAAGACCAAGGAUGUCCCUCUGGAGGUAGACGUCGAGAGGAUCAAACCGUUUGCUUUCCCAACCUACACAGCACCGGACUUUAAGGAUGACAUGGCUCCCGAUGCACUAGGAAUUGUUCCAGUCAAGUCUUCAGGGGUGUUCGUCAAAAGGAAAGUUCCUUUGUUCAAUCUGAAGGUACCGCAACAGUACAAGCUGAUGAGCUACACACCGCACAACAUCCAAGAUGCGUCAUCAGGCUACGUACCGCCAAGACUCAUCAGGCCGCUUAGAACAGGGGCUGAGGACGAGAUGAUCAACGUUCCAGCCCCCGAGCCUGCGUGGACCAAGGAGCAGACUGUUUCUGAUAUGGGGGUGUUGCAAGACGAGAUCCUCGAGAUGGCGUUACGAGAAACCAAGAUGGUUGAGCUGACCCCGCCGUCUGCUCUGUUCAAGCCCAUUGAAUAUCCGCCCCUCCACAUAUUUAAUCCCGCGCCAGGUCUGCAAGUGUUUCUUCCCCCACUUCCAUACUCUGAAGUAGACUCGGACUUCCACAUGUGUCCCUUACCGAGGUACACUCACGGCGAUCUCAGCAAUAAGCACGGCACAACACUCAAACGUUUCUUGGACAGAGAGGACGUGAUUCGAAGUGUUAUGCAGUGGAAAAAGUUCCCCUCCCAGGGUCUGGUGUCACUCUCCAACACCCCAACACUGACCAACGUAUGGGUCCCGAGAUGGACGGAUCCUUUCAGCGCUGAUCUUCUUCCAGGUGACGUUCCGUCUCUCUUGGACGGCCUGCCGGUCGAGGACGUCCCAAACAUCCUCCCAGAUCAUACCGAGGACGAAGAUGGGGUUGAAGAAACAGAUGAAGUCGGCUUAACACCAGCUAUGGUCAACGCUGAGUUCUCUCUGAUACACCAAGCACAGUCACCAGAUGGGAAAGAUGGUGAUGAAUUCCCUCAUGGAAGUAAACUUCCGGCACAUAACAACCCGGUCAGCAGCACUGGACCCGUACCAAGGGAGAAACGCGAGGCUGAACUUGAAGUAUUCCUGAAGAAACGUUACAACCGACUCGGGGACAAGGUCCAGGGGAAGAUUACCCACAUGAACAAUCUCGCCACCCAACCCGAUCUCAUCUUGAAGUGAUUGCCAACCCCUGUCCGCUGCACUCGGAUCAAAGUCUUCAAGGGUUCACUUUUUUUGGUCUGAACAUUUGGCUCAUUUCACUUGCCGAGUUUCACAAAGAAUGCAAAAUCACAAAAUUGACGAGCAAAUAUUUAUCAGAGAACCUGUUUUAAAAGUUGCAGCAACAUGUGCUUCUUUAGCAAACACCUGUACCUAGAAUGGAUUUACAUGACUCUACUUGAAAAAAAAACCUGCUGUGUGAUUUUUUUUCUCAUCAAAAAAUUGACUAAUAAAGCUGAAACUUCGGGGAAAGUAUAUAACAACAUCUUCUCUCAUACUGAGUAUAGGGAUUCAUGCCGUGGUCGAAAACCUCAUCUAAAAAAGGUAUCAAAACCCUUUAAAGAGCAAUUAAGACCCAGUUUUGAGUUUUGGUGGGACGUGCCAGGUGUUCGGACUAGUAGCGGCACAGUUACAGCCAAGCAAGGGCCACAUCUGAAACAUCUGACUUUCACUGCUCCAAAACUUUCAUCUAAAAACAAACGCAUGUGAACUUUUUUUCUGUCCUUACAGGAAUUAAGAUUUAUUAUACAUGUAUACAAAAAGUAUUUAAGAAGCUUUGUGCAAACUGUGAAUAAAUAAGACAAACGAACGUGUGUAAAUAUUUGUUGUCGAUAAAAAAGAGUUCUUACUAUACUAUAAGAGAGUCAAUCUAUUAUGUAUUUUGUCAAAAUGCAAAAACAAGAAUCUAAACUUGUUUUCUCUUAAACUAUUACUGCAUAGUCGACCUUCCUUACCUUUAACAACUGAGGCUUUGAUAAAAAGACCUUGGUCCAAUUUCAUGGCUCUGCUUACCGCCCUAUUCUGUAUUUCUACCACCAAGCUUCUGCGCUAGCUGUGUAAGCGAAGAAUGCCUAGUAACACAAGGAAUCUUUUUGGAAAGUAUUUCUCUACUCUUUUCUCUACUCUUGUUCAAGUCCCUAUCUGAAAUAAUUUAUUGUAAAUUUGGACAAACGAAACAGGACAAACAGAAGGAAAAGAAACACUUUAGUACAUAUUUUGUUCAGUUUACAGAAGAAAAUUUUGCUCAAAUUUAUUUCUAAUGAAACCAGUCACAUUUUUAAUGUACAUCUUUUUAUGGCAUUUUUCGCUAAGCGAACUUGUUACUUCUCAAGUGUUGCUGAUAAUCCAGUUAUUAUAUCCAUUCUUAAUGUCAUAUUGGCUGGUAAGCUGGUGUUUUCUUUUGCUAAGCAAGUUGAUCUGCGCUAAGCAACUUUAUGUAGUUUGUAACAAAAAAGCUUGUGCAAGUUUCUGUCUUUUUCACUAUAAAUACAACUUUGAAUGUUUUAUGUAAACAAUUAAGGCCACGUAUGGACGUCUUUACUUAAAAGGUGCUAUCUUGCUGGGAUUUCCCCUGAACAUUUGCCUGUGUACCAAAUAAUAACCUCUGACCCAAGACUGUCAAAGGUUAGAAUUCACGGCAAUGAAUAAUUCAGUGGAAAAACAUCAAGAUAUCACUCCACUUGCAAUUUAUAAUUACUGAAGCUUACAAAAUGUGUUAUUCUCUAACAAGAUAAGUUUUUAAAAUAACUUCUCUUGCUUCAAAAUAUGUCACAUUUUUUUCUACUUCUGAUUUUGUCUCAACAUGAAUGUGUCGGUGCAUAAACCUGUUUCAAAAAAUUACUUCUGUAAGGCAUUGAGAUCUGACAUACUUUUACGGAGACUUUUCGACCCUCCCAAGGCAAAACUAAAAAAUGUAGGUUUCUUUUAGGAUCAAUUCUGGGUAAAUUGAGGGGCGUGUUUCUCCAUUUCAAAGUUUCAAAUAUAAUGUAUGAAUGUGAGUAUAACGUGUCCUAUCUCGGCCCCUUGUUAUACUUUCGUCCAGCUUACACGGCAAAACAGCUUGUCUCUGAAUGUGCUUUUUCGCCAAGUAUCAUUUUUGGAGUUGGGCUGUUUUGCCAAAGAUACAAAGUUAUUACAGAAGUUGAGAUACAAUGUCUUUGCAUGAAGACUUCGAUGUCUUUGCAAAGUGUCUUUCCUUUUAAGAAGUGCGAUGUAAUUGAGAUAUGCAAAACCGAGAUAUGUUGUCUUUGAAGUUAAACAGACUUUCUGUUGGGAGAUGCAACAUUAUUACUACAAUUGAAUUGUCUUUACAUAAAUUUUGCAAUGUCUUGGCAAAGUGUCUUUCCUUUUGAGAAGUACGAGGUAAUUGCAAAUUUGAGAAUUGAGAUUUGAUGUUUUUUGCAAGGAGACUUUCUGUUAGGAGAUUCCUUUCUGAGAGACGAUGUUUUUUGCACUGAUGCAACGAUAUUUUCAUUCUAGCUGUACCUAGUUUCUCAAUAAUUCUUCUCAAGUUGUACCUAGUUUUUAAAAUGAUUCUUCUCUUUAUGUAUGUCCAUUUCUGCAAUAAUAUUUAACAGGAGACUUUUUUUCCCCCUUCAAGUAUCGUCACUUUACGAGAAAUAAAGUUUUCUUUGGAUCUUUUCAAAUUA